Molecule: messenger RNA, 2124 nt
Organism: Athene cunicularia (burrowing owl)
Lineage: Eukaryota; Metazoa; Chordata; Aves; Strigiformes; Strigidae
Product: centrosome-associated protein CEP250-like
Exons: 2
Coding region: 1034-1681 (215 amino acids)
Biological process (GO): cilium assembly
Source: RefSeq, a predicted model, not a curated record
UAUAUUGACCAGUGGGAAUCACAGUUUUGAUGUAGGUGGCCUAUGAAUCUCAGGCUCUUAAGAGAUGCAAGUCCAUUAACCGAUCCUAGGGUAAUAUCUGCUGGAAUAGAUUCAAAUCACAUUUCACUUGUGUUUGGCAUUCUAAAUGUCCUGAGGGUUUUUCAUAAAAAAAAAUCAAACCCCUGGAUCACAGACUUUCUCAGAAAAAAAAUGUGUUACCCAAAUCUUACAUGACCCCAGAAUUAUUUCAUAAAUAUCCUUACACCAUGGUCACCUUUAUGCCCAAAGGACAUCUGAUGAUCUCCUGAGAAUCUUUUAUUUGCAAAGUAAGUCUUGGACAGAACUUGUUUUAACACAAGUUCUCCUCCCUGUCUUUAUGCAAUAUUCACGUGUCUGAAGGAACAAAAACCAGUGGAAAUGCUGAAAAACUAAAACUGUGUUUAAAAAAAAAGUUUGUAAGAAAAAAGUUAUUUUGUCCUUUUUAUUUUGUUUUAUUUGUGCCUGCAGGAAUUAAAAUCCCAGUGAGAUUAUCUCAUUCACUUAAUGUUGUUUGCAUGAAUGUUUUUCUAUGCUUGUAUGUAACCUUUGGUAUCAUGUUCUUUUGAUAUUGGUUCCGUAUUUAUACAUCUGUACCCCACCUAGAUGAAAGUUGUUCUGCACAGUCAUUAAGUACAACCCUACAUUCCUCUUGGUUUUUCAAAGAAAUGUAAUUUGGAAACUGAGGGAGGGUGUUUUCUGUCUUUAGAUCACUGAAAAGUCAGGCUCUGUUGUCAAUUCUUAUCCAUCCAUCCAUAGUCACAUUUCUAGUAUACUGAACUAGAAGACUCUAGAACUGAUGAAUUUUAACCCCUAUUGUACCUAGAAAAGAUACAACUUCUACUGUGCUUUCCCUCUUGGCUGGUUCAUGAGUAAGGAGAUGUUAUGUUCUUUUUAAUGGACCGCUGGAGGCUGAGCAUUUUAUAAAUAAAGGUAUUUCUGCAGCAUAGACAGUUCAAAUUUUAUCUUGGUUUUCACCAUUAUUAGAUGUUUUACCAUGCGUUGCUAUUCAUUCCUCAUGUCAGGUCACAGAAAUUGUUCUCUUUUGUCUCUUCAGGCAGAGCAGUCAGUAGCAGAGUUGAGAGGGGCUCAGAAUAAGCUGAGUGCUGAAGUAGCUGAUCUACACAUAGCAGCAGCGAAGAUGAGCAGUAUCAAUGAAGCUCUUGCACUGGACAAAGUGCAGCUGAACAAACUUGUGUUGCAGCUGGAGCAAGAGAAUGAAGUUCUGUCAGGUAGAGUGGAGGAGCUGGAGAGAGCAAAGAUCUCUGACCGGGAGAAGCUGAACUCGUGUGAAAGAACGAAUGAAGAGCUCAGUGAAGAGAAAGCCCACCUGGAGCAGCUGCUGAAGAAAAUGGAGGAGCAACGGGAGGGGCUGCAGGUAGAGCUGAGGAUGCUGGCAGAGGAGAAGGCAGAAACCCAAGAGCAGCUCAGUCAGGUGAGACCAAAAACCUGGUGCUUUCCGGGUGGGCUUUUGGGUGCUGGGCUCCGUGAAGCUCUGUCUGCUGGGUUCUGUGGUGGUUUUGUCAAGGAGAGACCUGGUAGUGCUGGAGGUCAGAAGCUUUUCUUUACUGCCUUUUGGAAAUGUGUUGAUGGCUGGCAGAGCUGUUCUGCAAUUCUCUCAGUUGUCCUCUGCUUCUACAGAUGACUUCAAUCCACCUGUCUGUGGUGGCCUCUCUUUUGGCUUUUGAUAAGCUGCAGAGAGAUGAUUUGUCUUGCCCAUGAAUCUGAGUGAGGCUGCUACUCUCCCAUGUGGCAAAAGAAGCAAACCGUGUACCUCUUCACCCUUUUUCUGAGUCAAAAACCCCGGGGUUGCGUCUUUCUGUUUAUGCUUUUUGUUGUGAAGUCUGCAACUUUCAAAACUCCGUUUGUUCGAGCCUAGAGAGCGGGACAAAGCUGCAAGUCAGUGUCUGCUGUCUUGUACUGCUGAGAAUGGGAAUGAGAUCUUGAAAUUGUUGAAAAUGUAUUUUAAGGCAUACAUGCAUCUUUGAAUUGCUAGAACCUCUUUACGCUUUGAGGAAGAAGAGGAUAACUAGAUGAUCAGCUGUUUCUGCAGGCUACAGCAGGUCCUGACUUGGCUACUAUUGAGGC